This is a messenger RNA of Mycetomoellerius zeteki, 2806 nucleotides long. RefSeq names its product Carbonic anhydrase-related protein A (gene CARPA). Gene Ontology annotation, molecular function: carbonate dehydratase activity; zinc ion binding. NCBI's taxonomy places the organism in Eukaryota, Metazoa, Arthropoda, Insecta, Hymenoptera, Formicidae. Bases 1293 to 2282 code for a protein of 329 amino acids. The transcript has 10 exons. Gene Ontology annotation, biological process: one-carbon metabolic process. The record is from RefSeq and is a predicted model, not a curated record.
UUUCCGCAAGCUCAGUAAGCGCUGCGAGCUCGCCGUGGCCGGGAGCGUCUCGUGGUUGUCACGCGUUGAUAGAUCAAGUAUAAUCCUCGCACCCCCCAAACUUACUCCAGCAAGACGAGAUAUUCACUAUUCUUCAAGUUUUAAAACUUCGUACGGGGGAAAGUUCUGCGAAGAAAAGUCGCGAGUUGGCGAAUCGUGAUAGUCUCGCCGACGUUUGUUUAUCGUGAACUUACUGUAAAUUAACUCGUGUCACAUCGAGAUACAUUUUGCAAGUCUUCGAAAAAUUUUACUUUUGCGGAGACGUGAAGGAGUUACUUCAUUAAAUUUCAGACGAGAAUCGUAACUUUUUAUUGGAUAAAGAAAAAAGGGAGACACAACUAAGUUGAAGCUUCGCAUCUAUUUCGUAUCGAACGGAUGCUUUGAUCAAAAGAUAAAAGUUCAACUAUAUUCGAUGAAUAGGAGGAGGUCUAGUUGCACUAAGGGGCACUUCAACUUACUUCGCUAAGUUACGUUGAGAGGAUCCCGGAUCGAGGAAGCUAGCCCGUGAGGAAUUGCGAGGUAGUUUUCGGCGAGCUGACGUCAUCUAGAACAAACAAGUAGACUGAAGACGCAGCGAGGAGAGUAUUAUAGCCCAAGGCUAAAGGAAAGAAAGCGAAGGCGAAGCAGUAGGGACGAACAGCAAAAGAGCAGUUGAAAAAGGGAUAGGUGAAGAAAGAAGAGUAAGAACGAGAGACAUCAGCGGAAGCAUCGAAGGCGAAGGACGAGAAAAAGGAAAAAAGCUCGGAAACUCGAGCCUCAGGGUUAUUACGGCAAGCAAGUUAGACAGGCGAGAUAGGAUUUCGAUCGAGGUAUUUCCGGGUGCUGUGGUGAUUAAGAGCCGAUUAAUGCGAUCGGCCCUAAUUAGUAAUCAGCUAGCUCGCAGUCAUAAUUCGCUUUGUCGUUCAACGCUUUUGCAUCGCGAAUAUCUGCUAACUGACACGUCAUCAUCGUCAUCGUCGUCGUCAUCGUUGUUGUCGUUGUCGGAAGGAAGGUGAAACCGACCCCAUCUCGAUGCUAACUCAAGAGAUUUUUGGUAUCAUCCGGCAAUGAUGACGGGUGCAGCAUUCCUGAGAAACGUCUUCGUGCUUGUUAUCGAUUGAUUGAUCAGACUGACUGAUCAGACGAGGAAAUUGGAUCCCACGUAUUACUAGGACGAGGACGAACGAUGUUUCAUAAAGCCACGUAAGGAUCGCGCGUGCCUGUUUCUCUUCGCUUUUCUUUCGUUGAGGGAGACGGAAAGAGAAGGAGCUAAGAUGUGCUCGAGAUCGUUCCUACUGUGCGUCCUCGGCAUCAUCGCUGUCAUCAACGAAUCCGAAGCCAGCUGGGAGGAAUGGUGGACCUACGAUGGUAUUUCUGGACCUUCGUUUUGGGGUUUGAUAAAUCCGCAGUGGUCUCUCUGCACCAAAGGAAGGCGGCAGAGUCCCAUCAACAUCGAGCCGGACAAGUUGCUUUUCGAUCGUCACUUGAGACCGGUGCACGUCGACAAACACAGGAUUUCCGGACACUUACAUAAUACUGGGCAAUUCCUGGUAUUCAGAGCAGACAGGGAGGCGAAGAUACGAGUCAAUAUAACGGGUGGCCCUCUCGCCUAUCACUAUCAGUUCGAAGAAAUAUAUAUUCAUUACGGAAUGGACGACGGUCAUGGUUCCGAGCAUCGUAUUAAUAACUAUGCUUUUCCCGCUGAAAUACAAGUCUAUGGCUUUAACGCCGAACUGUAUCACAAUAUGAGCGAGGCACAGCAUAAAAGUCAGGGACUGGUGGCGAUCUCGUUAAUGGUGCAGCUCGGUGAGACGUUAAAUCCCGAACUGCAGAUCAUCACCAGCGUGUUCAACAAGGUCAUAUAUCGAGGGGACACCGCACCUGUGCGCUACCUGUCUCUGAAAAGCCUUCUACCGGACACCACCGGUUACAUGACUUACGAGGGCAGUACAACGCAUCCCGGUUGUUGGGAAACGGCGGUCUGGUUGAUCCUCAACAAACCAAUCUACAUCACGGCGCGAGAGCUGUACGCCCUGAGGAAAUUAAUGCAAGGCCCCUCCAGUACGCCGAAAGCGCCUCUCGGUAACAAUUCCAGACCGCUGCAGGGUCUUCAUUAUAGAACCGUGCGAACAAAUAUCGAUUUUGCCAAGCGGGGAAACGCCAAGUGCCCGUCGAUGGCGCAGGACAUGCAUUAUAGAGAUGACUUUUUCCUUCCAGCCAACACGUGGCGGGACGACGGAUCCCUAUCGCACAACGUAGUCUGAGGCCAUCCCACGGCAGGACCACAAGAGAGGACUUUUCUUUAAAGGAAUGGAACGAAAUAAGUUCACAUGUGGUGCGAUAAAAAGAAGGAGAAGGAAGGAUGCUGAUGGAAAAAGCUAUAAUUUCUAACGGGAGAAUGAAGAAAUUGUGUCGUGGCUGUGUGAAAAAAAGAUAGAACGUAAAUUUUUGAAUAAGUAAGCCGACGUGAAAUGAGAAUACCGUAAUUCUCAAAAUGGACAAACAGUUAUAAUGUAACCCACUAUGUUAUGCAGAAGUUAUAUGUACAUAAUUAUCUGCAAAUUAUGUAAUUACAUAUAAUUUGUAGAUAAGUUUGCCACACACCAAUCGAAUUUUGUUUCAUUCUCCGGAGUAGCGAGGACAAAGUUGCGUGUUGCUACAGCACUAACGUAAUUCUCGUAACACGAGUGAUCAAAGGAGCUUUAAGUGUCUUGUUGGGAUACAGAUUUUCGUUUAAUGCAGUUUGUAAGUUUACGCAUUGAAGACUCUUAAUAAGUUAUCAAGGAUG